This is a messenger RNA of Solanum dulcamara, 3183 nucleotides long. RefSeq names its product TPR repeat-containing protein ZIP4. Gene Ontology annotation, biological process: meiotic cell cycle; regulation of synaptonemal complex assembly. The transcript has 5 exons. Bases 114 to 2891 code for a protein of 925 amino acids. Gene Ontology annotation, molecular function: protein binding. The record is from RefSeq and is a predicted model, not a curated record. Lineage: Eukaryota; Viridiplantae; Streptophyta; Magnoliopsida; Solanales; Solanaceae.
UAGGCAACGCGCAUCACAUGAACCGGAACGGACGCAAAGAUUAAUGAUAAUGAAAAUUUAUAGGUAUCUCCCUCCAAAACAAAGCUCGAGCACCUGUCAUUUCAAAAUUCCCUAUGAAAAUCGACGAUAUCUCUUCGCCGGAGCUUCACGACGAUCUCCAAACUCAACUAUGCUCUCAAAUCGAAUCAUCCAUUAAAGAUAUCGAAAAAUAUGCACCUGGGACUGCCUUGCCGGAUUCCUUCUCCACCCAUCUCAGGCGUACCAUCUCUCAGCUCAAUUCCCUCUCUCCUUUCUCAAACUCCCUCAAACUCCACAUCUGGAAACUAUCCUACCGCCUUUGGAAUGCUUGUGUCGAUCUUUCCAAUGCCAAUGCCAAUGCCGCCGGUCUUAAAAAACACCAUGAGGAACACGCAAAGCUCCGUCAAGUUUCAGCCGACCUCCUCUUCCUCGCCGCUGACGUCUCCGGCAUACCAUCACCGGCGUUUAAAUGUGCAUCAUUCUUCUACAAAACCGGUCUUAUUUGGCAUGACCUUCGAAAAUUUGAACUCGCCAACUAUUGCUUCGAGAAAGCUUCCGAUCUGUUAUCCAAAGUUGACAUCACUAAUGUUUCAGAAUAUGAAGAGAAAAAACUUCUCUUAGAUCUCAAUAUUGCUCGAUCACGAACGGCUUGGGAAGUCUCUGAUAGAAAUUUAGCGAUUGCUCUUUUGAGUCGAUCCAAAAACGUGCUCUUCGCUUUUGCAGAGAACUAUAAAGCUUUAGCUAAUCAAUAUUUGAUGUUUGGAAAAGCAAUGCUAUCAAAAAAUGAAGUUUCUGGAGUGAAUGAAGCAUUGAAACUGAUGAAUGACGCACUGGAAUUGUGUGAAAGGGGUUUGACAGUUGUUAAGAGGACAGCGGAGACGUUAACUUUGAAGGAACUGAGAUCCAAGACGCUUAGAUUUUUGGGGGCAUCGCAUUUGCAGAGAGAUGAAUUUGAGAGCGUGUUGAAAUGUGUAAAGGUUUUAAGAGAUGGUGACAAGGAUCAGCAUCCGAGUCUUAGUGUGUUGGCAAUGAAAGCAUGGCUGGGAUUGGGGAGGUUCGGGGAAGCAGAGAAGGAGCUAAGAAGAAUGGUGGUGGAUAAGGGGAUUCCUGAAGGUGUUUGGGUAUCAGCUGUUGAGUCAUACUUUCAAGUUGUGGGGGCUGCUGGUGCACCAGUUGUGAAGGGAGUGUUUUUAGGACUUCUUGGAAGGUGCCAUGUAAGUGCUGAUGCAGCAAUUAGGGUCGUCAAUAAGGUAAUAGGGGAUCCUGCUGGUGGUGGUGAAGAGGCAAGGUUGAGGGCAAAGGUUGUAUCGGAUCUGGUCUCUGAUGACAGGAUUCUGACGCUCUUGAAUGGACACAAUGCUUCCAAGGAGAGAACAGCUAUGCAUGCUUUUCUUUGGAACUGUGCAGCAGAACACUUCCGAUCAAAAGAUCUCCAGACCAGUGCUGAUAUAUUUGAAAAAUCUAUGCUUUAUGUCCCUUCUGACAUAGAGAGCAGAAAUCUCAGAGCAAAGGGAUUUCGAGUUUUAUGUCUCUGCUAUAUGGGCCUUUCACAGCUUGAUCGUGCUCAGGAAUACAUAAACGAGGCAGAGAAGCUUGAACCGAAUAUAGCUAGUGCCUUCCUGAAGUAUAAGAUCUACCUGCAAAAGAAAGAACUCAAUGGUGCAAUCACUCAGGUGCAGGCAUUGCCAAGUUGCCUUGACUUCACCACUGAAUUCCUCUCUCUAGCAGCUCAUGAAGCUAUUGCUUGCCGUUGUCUACCAGUUGCUGUUGCUUCUCUGUCACUUCUCUUGAAUUUCUACUCCACAGGGAAACAGAUGCCAACAACUGAGGUUGUAGUUUUCAGGACUUUGGUCACGAUUUUGUCUCAGGAUUCUCAGAAUGAUUCUGAUAUCCUAAAGCAGAUGAAACGAGCUCAUUCUCGGCUACGUGAGAUGAGUGCUGAGAAUUUUUUUGGGAAAGGUGAAAUCGGAAGAAGGGAAAGAAAUUGGUUUUCAGUGAAUGCAUGGAAUUCGGGGGUCAAAACAGGACAGGAGAAUCAAUAUGCAAUUUGUGCAGAGUUCUUUAGAUUGGCAUCAGAGUUUUAUGGUGCUUCAAUUGAUGAAGAGAAAGAAGGCAACCAUGUAAUGGUUUGUAAAUCACUGAUUAUGACAGUAUCUGCAAUAAUCUCAGAUGAGAAGCUAAGAACUAAUACAUUAUUGGAAAAUGAAGUGAAGGAAGCUAUUUCUUUGCUAGACAGAGCAGGAAAGAUGUUAAUGUCAAGCUCAACAGAAUAUGACAAGUUAGAGGCCAUCAUCGAGCCUAAUUUCUUGUUUGUGUACACUUGGUGUGCUUUUGAUCUACAUUCAAGGCUUGAUAACACGGGAAGCCAACAGUUCCUCCUUAUAAAGCGCUUUGCAAACUCAAAAUGUUGCAACCCAAGCCAUCUACUUCAGAUUGGCAUUAAUGCCUCACAAGGACCAAGCUCCAACCACGAAGUAGCCAUCUUUGCAUUAAGCACCUGCCUCUCCACAUUCCUGGCUUUGCCUUUGCCUGAUUAUGCAAGUGUGGCACAAAUUGUGAGGAAACUUGUUAGUCUAAGAAGCAUCCAUGGAACUGAUACUAAUGAUGAUGCAAAAAUGGAAACGUACAAGCAAGCGUAUCGAAUAAUGGUGGGUUUGAAAGAAGGAGAAUAUCCAGUUGAAGAAGCGAAAUGGCUUGCCAUGACAGCAUGGAAUAGAGCAGCUGUCCCUGUGAGGAUGGGGCAUAUGGAUGAAGCAAAGAGGUGGAUGUCUAUGGGUUUGGAGCUGGCCAAGAAAGUCCCAGGGAUGCAAACAUACAGGUCAUGCAUGGAAGAUUUUAUUGCAGGGUUUGAGAAGAAGUUAUCAGGGGCAUGAUGAUUGUCAAAGCAGGUAAUUUGUAGAUAUCCAGGCGCUAAAUUCUUCGCUGCACACGAGAUCAUGAAUGGAUACUGAAGUUAACCACGCAUUUAUUGUCGAUGAUUGCAAGACCUUUUUCUUUUUGUAUUCUACUUUUUGCGCUUUAAAGAGGAAUCAUAGCUCCAGUGUGGAACUGAGGAAAGUUAAAUAGGCAAAGGAAAGAUUGAUUUCAAGUAGAGAAGUGGUAAUUUUGUGAAAGUUUGGCUAUAGGGGCUUUUCGACUUGUGGAACAUAUUUACUUCGUUUAUCA